AUGGAAGAUUACCUUGAUCCAUACUACUCAGUGUACCAUUUUAGACUAGCCUAUGGUGGUGUGAUCAAACCACUACCUGAUAAGUCUCAAUGGGCAAGUGUGGAUCCUAGAUUUAAAGUGCUACCACCACUUGAUAAGAGAGAGGUUGGAAGACAAAGGAAACUCAGAAUACCCAGCUGCACUGAGAACAAGGGAAGCAAACCCAAGGGCAAGGCAUGUGGCAAAAAAAGUCGGGCCAAGAAAGGAAAGGCAGGUAGGCCUGCUGGUUCUACCAAAGGUGAUGCGGCUCCUAGUCCAUCAAAAAGCCAAAUGCAAUUAACAAUGGUGAAAUUUGGAGGCACUAAUCAGAUCACUGCAAGCCCUAGAGCAGUGACUAGAAGUCAAACCGGAGAAGGGGCGAGUAAUACUAUGGCCACUCCAAGGAAGAUGCUAGGUCUGAAGAGAAAACUCACUCCAAAGAAGAGAAAGAAGAUCGAUGUUUGA
Miscanthus lutarioriparius is the source of this 483-nucleotide messenger RNA. The record is from the annotation of a GenBank genome assembly. Lineage: Eukaryota; Viridiplantae; Streptophyta; Magnoliopsida; Poales; Poaceae.